AUGACAGUCAACAAUGUCCGUAUCAUUGCCCGGAUCCGUCCGUUGUUGAAGGGAGAGAGUGAAAAGGAUGUUGUGGUAUCUGCCGAAGAGGACGCGAUUUCCAUGCCGAACCCGAAGAACGAGAACGAGAAUUUCACAUUUCCAUUUAAUGCUGCUUACGGUCAGGAUUCGGACCAAGCGCAGCUUUUUUCUGAAGUAUCGCCAACAUUGAAACAUUUAUUCAAAGGGAACGAUGUAACAAUAUUCGCGUACGGUGCCACUGGCAGUGGGAAAACGUAUACCAUGCGGGGACAAAAGCCAGCUUCUGAGCGUGGGAUUAUUCCACGCUUCCUAACUGCAAUAUAUCGUCGGGGAAAGGAGCUUGAGCGCAAAACUGAAGGGGCGACAACGAUCCGGGCAAUCAUGACAUACUACGAGAUAUACAAUGACCGAGUUUUUGAUCUCUUCCAGCCUCCCGAGAAGCGAACCCCUGCUGGAUUGCCCCUCCGAGAGUCGAAUGGAAAAACUCAAGUCGUUGGUUUAAUCGAUAAGGAGAUCAAGUCGUUAAAGGAGUUCGAAGCUUUGUACGAUAAAGCCAAUGCGAACCGGUCGACGUCUGCUACCAAGUUGAACGCGCACUCUUCUAGGUCUCACGCGGUGAUAUGUGUCAAGGUUUUGAUUGAGGACAAAAAUACAGGAGAAAACAAGACGGGGACUGUGUCAUGUAUUGAUUUGGCUGGUAGUGAGGAUAACAGGCGUACGUCCAAUGACAAAGAAAGAAUGACAGAAUCUGCUAGCAUCAAUAAGUCAUUAUUUGUGCUGGCUCAGUGCGUAGAGGCUAUGACUAAGAAACAGAGCAGGAUACCAUAUAGAGAGUCAAAGAUGACUCGUAUAUUGUCACUUGGACAAAAUAACGGCCUCACAGUCAUGAUAUUGAAUCUUGCCCCAACUAGAGCAUUCCAUCUCGAUACCCUAAGCUCUCUAAAUUUUGCAAAUCGGACAAAAAAGGUUGAGUUGAAGCAGGCAGAGAAUGAGCACCCUCAAGGUAAUAGAUCGCGUACCGCAAGGUAUCGAAUGGAAAUACUAAAGUCACUAGUUUCUUUCCCAUCACGGCACGACCAACUCCCUCCAAUGCUAAGCCAACAUGGACCCACACGAGCUUUUGGGACGGCAAAGACAAACACUAUGCAUGUCUCUAACCCCCAAAAGGGCUUCCAGAAAGACAAGGCACCGAAGCCACAAAACCGGGCGCCUUUGGCACCCCAGCCAUUACGUCAACCUUCCGGAAUCAAAAAACCUGUGCGGUCUUAUGAUAAGCACCAUCAGCUCAGUCCUACAAAUAUUGCGGACAUUGUUGAGAAGAAGGUGGAGGAAAUAUUAGCUGCUAGAGCGCUGAACGAGCCGAGGCUCGAGCUGUUGGAAAAGAAACUCGAGAAAAAAGCAGACGCCAAAGCAGAGGGCCUUACCUACAUACUGCUUGCCAAACAGCAUGCAGCAAGAGGUGAAAACUUCUCGGCCCUGAAAAUGUAUGAACUAGCCGUUCCGUACUUCCCGGAAAACGACAAACUCCUGAGGAAAAUCUCCGACUUAAAAGACAAAGAUAAAAAGACCACCACAAUUAGGACCACAAUGAGAAGCUCCUCAGAUCUCACAUCAUCCCUUGACACUACUAAUGGGAAACCCUCAUCAUACUCCUCCAUUCGCCGGGUCUCCGUAACAGAAGAGACAUUUGCACAAGCACCAGCGCCGAUGCCAAGAUCAAAGCCCAAACGAACCUUCGCCGUCUUCUCCGAUAAUAAUAACGAUGUACAACAGCAACCAGUUCCCCGCUCCCUACCAGCUAUCAAAAUGGAGGAAGAUACCGCUUCAGAAUACGAAGACGAUAGAAGCGAAGAGGAAUGGUCACUGAACACGCACCAGACGCCCCGGACAAAGAACCUCUUGAGGAUAAUCAACUCGGAGGAUGUUUCGCAGAUAAUGAAGUUGAAGGGCGUUGGUAAAAAGCGCGCAGAAGCACUGGCCCAGGUUGUCAGAGAGCGUCGUCGGGCGGUUAUGAUGGACGAUGAUGAUGACUUUCCCGCUAUCAAAGAUCUAGAAGAACUCGGGAUGAUAAAGGGUAUUGGGCAAAAUAUGGUGGAGAAUAUGAGGAGUGGGCUUAGUGCUGCUUCAUAG
Messenger RNA from Tuber melanosporum (Perigord truffle), 2151 nucleotides. RefSeq lists its product as uncharacterized. Gene Ontology annotation, cellular component: kinesin complex; microtubule. Lineage: Eukaryota; Fungi; Ascomycota; Pezizomycetes; Pezizales; Tuberaceae. The record is from RefSeq and is a predicted model, not a curated record. The transcript has 9 exons. Gene Ontology annotation, molecular function: microtubule binding; microtubule motor activity; ATP binding. The coding region runs from base 1 to 2151 and encodes 716 amino acids. Gene Ontology annotation, biological process: DNA repair; microtubule-based movement.